GAGGUCUACAAAUUUCAAAUCUUUGUAAAAUUAUUCACUCUAAUCAAUAAUAAUUUUUCUGUUUCGACAAAAAAAAUUACUACUAUUUGCUAAGUUAACAAAAUAAAACACACGAGAAAGCCAAACAACGAAAGUAACGAACAACCGAAUCAAUGAAAGGUGUUUCAAAGCGCUUAGUUUUGCUACGAACAACUUGGUCCCGUAGUUGUUCACAUGUUGCAUUCCAUCAUAACGUAGCUUCAGAAACUAGUUCACUGCUCAACCACUGCUACAACAGAGAUCUUCCCAAAGCCAUGCAAACCUUGGAUACCAUGGAAAAACGCGGAGUUUGGGCUGAUGCAAUAGCGUAUUCUGAACUCAUCAAGUGUUGUUUGGCUCAUAGAGCUGUUAGGGAAGGAAAACGCGUUCAUCAACAUAUAUUCUCAAAUGGGUAUCAGCCAAAAACGUUUUUGAUCAAUGUUCUUCUUAAUAUGUAUGUGAAAUUCAAUCUUUUAGAAGAAGCACAUAUACUGUUUGAUAAAAUGCCUGAACGGAAUGUUGUUUCGUGGACCACCAUGAUAUCUGCUUACUCUUAUGCUAAGCUUAAUGAUCGAGCUAUGAGGCUUUUGAUUUUUAUGUUUAGAGAUGGUGUCAUGCCUAACAUGUAUACUUUCUCAUCUGUUUUGAGAGCGUGUGAGAGGUUAUGUGAUCUUAAACAGGUGCAUUCUAGUAUAUUGAAAGUAGGGUUGGAGUCGGAUGUUUUUGUUAGGAGUGCUCUUAUUGAUGCUUACUCGAAGUUGGGUGAGUUGUUGGAAGCUGUAGGUGUUUUUCGUGAGAUGGUGACCGGAGACGCUGUUGUUUGGAACUCUAUUAUUGCUGCUUAUGCUCAGCACAGUGAUGGGGAUGAAGCUUUAGAGCUGUACAAGUGCAUGAGGAGAGCAGGGUUUCCAGCUGAUCAGUCGACACUCACGAGUGUUUUGAGAGCGUGUACUAGUUUGUCAUUGUUGGAGUUAGGGAGGCAGAUACAUGUACAUGUGUUGAAGUUUGAAGAAGAUCUUAUUCUUAACAAUGCGCUUUUAGAUAUGUAUUGUAAGUGCGGUAGUUUGGAAGAUGCAAAAUUCAUUUUCAACAGGAUGGCUGAUAGGGACGUAAUUUCCUGGAGCACCAUGAUUUCUGGGUUGGCUCAAAAUGGUUUCAGCAUGGAAGCACUCAAUUUAUUUGACUCCAUGAAAGUCUCGGGUCCAAGACCAAACUAUAUUACAAUUCUUGGGGUUCUGUUUGCAUGUAGUCAUGCAGGUCUAGUAAAUGAAGGUUGGCACCAUUUUCGAUCUAUGAAGAACCUUUACGGGAUAGAUCCUGGAAGAGAACACUAUGGUUGCAUGCUUGAUCUUCUUGGAAGAGCAGGGAAGCUUGAUGAAAUGGUUGCGUUGAUUCGUGAAAUGAACUGCGAGCCAGAUGUUGUGACGUGGAGGACUUUGCUUGAUGCAUGUAGGGCCCAUAGGAAUGUGGAUUUAGCCACAUAUGCUGCUAAGGAGAUUAUAAAGUUGGAUCGACAAGACACAGGAGCCUAUGUAUUAUUAUCUAAUAUUUAUGCAAAUUCGAAAAUGUGGGAUGAUGUUGCAGAAGUUCGGAGGACUAUGAAUGCAAGGGGGAUAAGGAAAGAACCUGGAUGUAGUUGGAUUGAAGUCAAUAACCAAAUACAUGCUUUUGUUGUGGGAGAUAAAUCUCAUCCUCAAAUAGAUAAUAUCAACAGAAAGUUAAACCAAUAUAUUAAUAGACUAACUGAAGCUGGUUAUGUUCCUGAUAAGAAUUUCGUGCUACAAGAUCUUGAAGAGGAACAAAGUGAAUGCUCUCUUCGACAUCACAGUGAAAAACUGGCAAUUGUUUUUGGUAUUAUAAGCUUUCCUAGGGAGAAAACUAUUAGAAUAUGGAAGAACCUAAAGAUCUGCGGAGAUUGUCAUAUAUUUGCAAAACUUAUAGCAAAGCUAGAACAGCGUCACAUUGUAAUUAGAGACCCUAUUCGAUAUCAUCAUUUUCAAGAUGGGGUAUGCUCUUGUGGUGACUAUUGGUAGCAGUCUAGCAGAUAAGAUGCACAAGACACAAGACAGAAUCUAUGACUACCAUUAGGCUCAAAGCAGCAUAGAUGAAUCCACAAUCAACUGAUAAAAUGACAGAAAGCUUGCAGCAGUGGUAUUUCUAAUAGUUAACAUCUUAUGAUCUGGAGUCUAAAUGUCCAGAAAUUUUCAAUAUUUAAGUCUUUUGGGCAGGCAAAGGCUCUCUCUAAGAUAAUUCAGAAGUGAGUUUUGGAGAAUUCUUGGUAUGGUGGAAGUUUAUUUGGUGAAUGCUUUGAGGAUGUUAGGGUUGGUUUAGCUUAUGAUUGUAAAACACUAUUUUCACAAUGUCACCGUGCACUGCGAUUGAAACUUGGAGCUUCAGUUGACCGCAUACCGCAGUUCCAAACACACCAUCAGAUGCUGGUUACAGAACUCGGAAUGCAGGGGUUAUUAUGGAUGGCAAUUUAGUGGGGAAUAUUCUGGGAGGAGUAUUUGACAUGCAAACAGAACAGAACAAAUGUUCUAUUUCACCUUUUCAAAGGAACCAAAUGUAUUUAUAUACCUUAUAUCCUGAAUUAUUUAGUUUUAAUA
Trifolium pratense (red clover) is the source of this 2624-nucleotide messenger RNA. RefSeq names its product pentatricopeptide repeat-containing protein At2g03880, mitochondrial. Gene Ontology annotation, molecular function: zinc ion binding; RNA binding; protein binding. The record is from RefSeq and is a predicted model, not a curated record. The coding region runs from base 153 to 2051 and encodes 632 amino acids. Gene Ontology annotation, biological process: RNA modification. The transcript has 3 exons. Lineage: Eukaryota; Viridiplantae; Streptophyta; Magnoliopsida; Fabales; Fabaceae.